CAUUAAAAAGAAGAAGAAGAAGAUCAUGAUGGCGGUGGUCGGUCUCGUGCGACUGAGAGCGCUGUGCAGUUUAACUAAAUGUGGCCAUACAGGAGUAAAAACAKCAUCAAACUGGAGAGUAGAUAUGCGGUGGUUUAGGACAAAACCUAAAAACUUUCAAGAACACAGCGCGUAUUGUUUCGGGAAUCGAGAAGUGGAUAAGGCUGAUGACCUCCUGAAGGAGUUUCCAUAUCCUAAACGUUUAUUGAACGACACCAUUGCUCAGUCACUGGGUGUGAAGGAACUGUCCCAUCUCAUCCAGUACAGUUGCACGGAUCAAGCUGGUGUCAAGAAGUCCACUGUCACGUUGCGGUGGCCCUGCACGAUUGAAGAGGAGGGUUAUGCAUCCAAGAAGGUUGAUGCUGAGCAAUUAGCUGCUGCAGCUGCUUGCUUCAGGCUCAAGGAACUGGGUGUGAUUGGUCCAGACAAUAAGCUGCCCAAGAGAAAGUCUGGCCAGAAGAGAGUUCCUUCACAUUCCCUUAGUUAUGACAAGUGGGCAGAUAAUGUAGUCGGGGAAGAUAAAUGCUCACCUCCUAAAGAAGAUUCCCUCUCUCAAGCUCUUUCUGUGUUUCCACAACCCAAACAUCUCCUGGCGAGUGUCGUCCAAACUGCCACGUCAACCAGUGCAAUUCAUGAUAUGCUGCGCUACAGAAUAGUUAAUACUAGGCCAAGUGAGUGUGAGCUGACUCUACUUUGGCCUGAGAAGAUGACGUUUACGGCGACGGCACGCAACCGAAAAGCGGCGGAGAAUACAGUUGCAGCGCUCGCUUGCAUGAAACUGAAGGAGCUUGAGCUUCUGGAUGAAGACAAUAAACCACUGACUCAGGCUAAGUACCAUCAAGAGAAGGUAAGGGAGGCUGGAUUGAGGGAGAAACGUCCGUUUCGGCUGGAAAUCCCAGAAAAUCUAAAGCAAAAAAUGAGGGCAUACCUUGAGCAGUACCCAGCGGCUACAGAAGUACAGAAACUAUGGGAAGAAGAAGAGGAAAGGGGACAACAGGCAGUGGACCAGGAGGAGGAGGAGGAGGAAGACUUUGUAAAGGAUGCUAUUACUGGCGCACCAUACAGGACUCUGUCUGAACAACAGGCUAAGCUACUUAGCAUCCAUCUCCAAAAGGAAUGGGAAAACUCGGAGCCCGGAUUCAGCGUGGAGCUGCCAGUCGACGCUCACCGUCAGCGUGUCGUCUCGGCCGUGCGCUCCUCUCGGGUGGUUGUCAUCGCGGGYGAGACGGGAUGCGGAAAAACGACACGAAUCCCACGCUUCUUGCUGGAGGAACACGUACAAUGCGGGGAGGGCGCCGUGUGCAACGUCCUGGUGACCCAGCCUCGCCGAAUCAGUGCUGUGUCUGUUGCUCAUCGUGUCGCUCACGAGCUGGGUCCACAACUUAAACACCAUUUGGGAUAUCAGGUGAGACUUGAGAGUCAAUGCCCAAAGCACAGUGGAGGAUCCAUGCUCUUCCUCACAGUGGGUGUCCUGCUGAAGAAGCUGCAGUCGAACCCGACCCUGAAAGGAAUCAGUCACGUUGUGGUGGACGAGGUCCACGAGCGAGACAUAAACACAGACCUGCUGCUGGCCUUGCUGCGCUCCAGCUUAGAGAAGAACCCUGACUUAAGAGUAGUUCUCAUGAGUGCUACUGGGAACAACCAGAAGCUGGCUGAGUAUUUUGGAGGCUGCCCUAUUGUAAAGGUGCCUGGAUUUAUGCACCCAGUAAAAGACAAAUACCUGGAGGACAUGCUGAGGGAGAUGGGACGCCCAUCUUUGGGUGAAAAUAAAGUAGAGAUGAAUAGUCAGGGGGAAAUUGAGGCCACGCCAGAUCUUGAUUUGGUCGUAGAUGUUAUCGAACACAUUGACAGGCACGGAGAGCCAGGUGCAGUGCUGUGUUUCCUCCCUGGAUGGCAGGACAUCAAAGAAGUUCAAGACAAACUUGAGAAAAAGCCGCACUUUUCCUCAGGCUCGCACAUGAUCCUGCCACUGCACUCCAGCUUAUCGGUCGCUGACCAACAGACCGUGUUCCAGCGUCCCCCAGUGGGCCUGAGGAAGAUUGUGCUCGCCACUAACAUCGCUGAGACCUCCAUUACAAUAGACGACAUUGUACACGUGGUGGAUGCAGGCACUCACAAAGAACAAAAAUAUGACCCACAAACAAAAGUUUCCUGUCUGGACACAGUUUGGAUAUCACGUUCUAACGUCACACAAAGAAAAGGGAGAGCAGGACGUUGUCAGCCAGGGCAUUCCUAUCACCUUUUUCCAAGGAAACAUCUGGAGUCGUUGACUCACUUCCCUGUCCCUGAGAUCCUGCGUACCCCGCUGCAGAAUUUAGUUUUGCAGGCAAAAGUCCACAGUCCAAACUGCAAGGCUGUGGAUUUUUUGUCCCAAGUGUUGGAUAGUCCAGAGCGAGAAGCGGUGAGAGAUGCUGUCAAAUGUCUUCAAGACAUAGGAGUUUUGGACAGCAUGGAGACCCUGACGCCGUUGGGCGAGCGUGUUGCCUGUAUGUCAUGUGACCCACAGUUGGGCAAAGCCGUGGUUCUGAGUUCUAUAUUCAGAUGUGUUCUGCCAGUGUUGUCUGUAGUCGCCUGUCUCACCAAAGACCCAUUCCACAAUAGCCUGCAGAACAGGGCCCUUGUCAAGAAGGCCAAGAAGAAACUGAGUGACUCUAGUUACAGCGACUAUCUGGUGUUCAGUAGAGCCGUUCUGGGCUGGAGGAGAGUCCAGUGGGAGGGAGAGAGAGAAGACAGAGACGACUAUUUGGACGACUACACUCUUUCCAAAUCCAGUCUCCGAUUUAUUAACGGCCUUAUUUCUCAGUUCAGUUACAACCUUCAGGAUGCAGGGCUGGUUUCUCAGGCAUUUGAAUGCCAGCAUCACACUUCUCUCUACAAUCAGCACAGCAGCCAGGAUGAGCUGCUGAAAGCUGUGAUGCUAGCUGGACUGUAUCCUAACCUUAUUAAGGUGAAGAAGGGUAUUGUGACCAAAAAAGGGCAAUUUCGUGCCAACAAUAUAGUUUUCCGCACAGUCAGUGGCCCGGUGUUGCUUCAUCGCUCUUCAGUUAACAGAGAAGAAAAUCUCCCCAGCCGUUGGCUGACCUUUUUUAGUGCUGUCAAGUCUGAUGGAAAUGUUUUCAUCAGAGACUCCUCUGUAGUCCAUCCACUCGCCCUGCUGCUGCUCACUGAUCGUGACAUCAAAGAGAAAGUAAACGGCGAUUCAGUGGAGGUGUCGUUCCGUGGAUGCUCCCUGAUGCGCUGCGAGCUGUCAUCUGAGACGUGGGAGCUGCUUUGGGAGCUACGCACCGCCAUUCAGACCAUGCUGUACCGAAACCUGAACGAUCCCAGCAACUCUAACACCACUCAAGACGAACACCUCAUAUCUGUACUCGUAGAGCUGCUAAACGGUACCGAGUCAAACCCUUUUGUUCAGAAUCACAGCGUAGAAAGUGAGGUGGAUUGAUAAUAAAACUUGUUUGCAGUUGUAUUUUGGAUCACCUGCUUGAAACAGAAAUCAAUUUUGUUUCCUUUUUUUCUAAGUACUUACAGCAAUCUGUUAAUGUUAGUAAAUGGAAGCUGUCAGGCUGAAGUCCAAAGUGAACUGUUGGCKCCUGCUUUAUUUUCUUUGUAACUCCAUUAAGAGUUGGGGGGAAAAAAAUCUAUCCUAUGGAUUUUGGACUUUGUUUUUUGUUAGCAGAGUGGUUAACUGCUAUCUGAAAAGCAGUGUUCGAUUAUAGACUGAGUAAAAACAAAUGUCAUUAAAAUACAUUGUAAAUUGUCAUUUAUUGAAAUAAAUGUGCUUGCCAACAAGAGAAGUUUGUGGGUGCCCCACCC
This is a messenger RNA of Austrofundulus limnaeus, 3852 nucleotides long. It is a transcript of the gene dhx30, whose product is annotated as DEAH (Asp-Glu-Ala-His) box helicase 30. The coding region runs from base 26 to 3481 and encodes 1151 amino acids. Gene Ontology annotation, molecular function: G-quadruplex RNA binding; RNA helicase activity; ATP binding. Lineage: Eukaryota; Metazoa; Chordata; Actinopteri; Cyprinodontiformes; Rivulidae. The record is from RefSeq and is a predicted model, not a curated record. The transcript has 19 exons. Gene Ontology annotation, cellular component: intracellular anatomical structure; cytoplasm; nucleus.